AUGUCUCGGCUCGCAUUCCGUCCCGCGAGCAAACCAGACGGGUGGGAAGAACUCAAGUUAGAACCUUACACAGAUGGCGACCCAAAUAAGUGGCCCCAACAUCCGUACAGAACCAGCGACUCCUCAAACUACCAGAAAGAUCUGGCAGCGGCAUGGAAAGGACGAGUGGGAGUCUACUGGCUUGAGAAACUGCCUGAUGGGUACGGUGUCUUUGAAACUGAUCAACCAGGCGGACCUCAAACAUACAAACGUCUCUUUGGCCAUCCAUCAGGACGAUUCUACGACUCAAUAAAGAAGUUCACGCCUCAUUUCUUGUGGUUGAUGGGUGGCAAGCAGGGAAGCUGUGAAUGUCACAUGUGCUCCAGAAACAACAAAGCACCCGUCAUUCCACGACCGCGCCGCCCACGAGAACUGAUCGAUACUUCCCUCCUGAGUCGUCGCCGGCAGGCCAGUGGUACAGGCGACGAGGACAUGAGUGACAAUGCCCCAAGAAGUCGACGUGCUCGAAGAGAAGUCAAAUCAGCGGGGGCUCCGGAUGUUGUUGACGAAGAGGGUACAGAAGAUGUCUACAAGAAAUUCGUCAUGAGAUUAUACGCUGCUAAAGACGCCAGCAGGGGUAUCGACGACGACAUCGUAGAGCUCAACUCGCUCGAUUGGCGCGCCGAACAUGAUGAAGAGAGUGAUGCCUUCCCCAGCCUUCUACCCGGGAUGCUUAGGCAGCUCGAGCAUCAACCUUCUUUCAUACCUCGGAUGGGAGAAGUCGUAUUAUGGGUUCCCGAUUUCCUGGAUGGCCACUACUUAAUCGAAGAUAAGAAAGAUGGCAUCACAAAGUUCUUCUCGUACGAACACAGACGGUUCUCCGCCGUGCCUCAGUGGCGAGCAGGCGUGAUUACAGCUGUCCCCAAUGCCGACCUUGAGAACGGCCAAGUGGACUUCCAGGAUAUCCUGCAGCUACCAAAGAAAACGACAGAUCUGAACAGAUCUGGCUUUCGAGUGGAGACCUUACCAGAUCCGAACGAUUUGGAGGGCAAAUCGGUGUCAAAGCAAUACAAAUAUGUUCCGCUGAGAUCUGUACGACCACUAUCACAGUGGCAAUCAGUACUGCGUGGCAUUGACCCCGCAAAGUUGCAUCGUUCGAUCUCUAAUGCGCUCACCACUUGUACGAGCUUCACCCUCGUCGAGAAGCUGAAGUGCACAGGCCAGUGGCCCAAUGGGAUCAUCCAUUGCAAGGCCAUCUAUCUUGGUCCCGAGCUGAUCACCACGGGCGACACUGUUCGGUUGUCAUCGCCUAUGAGCCCAGCGCGGUGUACGCAAGUCCUCAAGCUGGAAUCCGUGCGGCUCCACCUGGAUGAUAUGAAGGAAGAGCAUGGCAAGAAAGAGUCGCCAGGCCUGGCAAGCCGGAUCUGGGUAUCAUUCGUUGGAAAAGCCUACUCGAGAAAUUUCCGAGAGCACUACGAGUUCCAGACUGGGGCGGAGGACAGCCCACUUCCAGCACCAAUCUCGAAGUACGAAGCUAAGGAGAUAUUUGAAGCAGUGGGUGUGGUAGACUAUGGUCCUUGGUAUCCAAUGCACCAUCCUGGACUUCGCUUUGAGGUCUCGCUCGAGCAAGUGCUCGGAAGGCUCCAUGAGCCGAAGGCGGUCAGGCUAUGGAAUGGAGAAAUCAGGAGAUCGCGGAGACGUAGUGAGAAACAACAAAAGCCCCAGCUCAACUACGAUACCGAGGCCAUCAUCUCAGCUCGCCAAUGCUCUACACGGAUGGACAGGAGGACCCCGAGGCCCGAGGGUGACGACAUCCUUUGGUAUUGGGCUGAUACAAGAGCAUUGGCGCUCGGUGUCGAGUCUUUCAAUGGCCUGGAAGUCGACAAUUACUGGGAAGUCCGAGACAAAACUACGCUGAAUUUGUGGCACAAUCAGCUCAAAAUUCUCAAUGGUGUGCAAGUGCUACCUGGAAUCGACAAUCAGUUCGUGCAGAUACCGGGCUUGCCUGGCGAGAGACGUGGUCGCAAGAAGGGCAGUAAAGUGAUCAACGGCAAGCUUGUCAAUCCCGGAGAUCCCGAGUAUGAUGCGGUGUAUGGAGAAGGACAUGCUGGCAGCGAUGAGAGCAAGCCCAAGCCUAGCAGUCAAAUGGCCGGGGCAGCAAUGGCGUCCACAGACGAAGAGAGCAACGAUGAUGAGGAAGACGCGGACGAACAGCGGGGAGCUGAUCUUAGUACGUGGAUGCAGCCAGCGCCAAAGUGGAAGUUGGUCGACAGCGAUGAUGACAUACAAAUGUUGGAGCCAGUACCCGGCGCAUCGGCGGCAAGACCACCUCAGCGUAGUAUGUCAGGUGCGGCCGUCAACCAUGGAUCAAAGGGUGAGGUCAAAAAGGCUCCGUUAUCGAAGGCAGAGAUCAUGGAAGGGGAAGCGAUGCCGAGUAUAGAAGACUACGAUGACGUUACUUCUGAAAGUGAGGAUGAUUGGGACCAUGUGCCUCCUGCUAGAGGUGGCACAGAAGAGACAGAGGGUGGUGAUUACGAUCCAAGGAAGGAGGCUCUACAUCGAGGAAGACGUAGCGUUUCUGAUUAA
This is a messenger RNA of Cyphellophora attinorum, 2565 nucleotides long. RefSeq lists its product as uncharacterized. Bases 1 to 2565 code for a protein of 854 amino acids. Gene Ontology annotation, biological process: silent mating-type cassette heterochromatin formation. The record is from RefSeq and is a predicted model, not a curated record. Lineage: Eukaryota; Fungi; Ascomycota; Eurotiomycetes; Chaetothyriales; Cyphellophoraceae. The transcript has a single exon. Gene Ontology annotation, cellular component: rDNA heterochromatin; SHREC complex.